AUCCCCCAAAGGCGGGUGAGUCACCUGUUUUGCAAAUCCAUACAUCCUCUCCCAGCAAAUCCACGACCAAGCUGUAUCCGCUCUUUGUUCAAAAUCGCCUUUAAUCCUUCAGCAAAAAAAAAAAAAGAUUGUGUCGAUUGUGUUUUUUGUAUCUGCGACACAACCCCGGUAAUUAGUUUGAACACUACGGGACGGCACCCAGGUUCGCACCCUUUGAUGACCAGUGAAGGUGAGAUACGUUCCAUCCUUGGCCGUGCAUUGGACGCGGACGAGGCGGGCAGGAAGGAUGAAGCGAUCGAUCUGUACGGCCAGGCGGUGGAGAAAAUCCUUCGCCUCGAGGACCGAGAAAAGCGCGAAAAGUUGAAUAAAUUUGCCAAGCAGGCGCUGGACCGGGCGGAGGAGCUGAAGGGUAUCCGGCAUCAGGUAUCAGGGCAGGCCGCACCACAAUCCAGUCGUCAUUCGCCCACCGCUUUGCAGCCAGUGAAAAGCAGUUCAGCAUUGGUAAGCCCGUCACGUGCCGGUCCAGCGCUAGAGAUUAGCGGAGCUCGCCAUGCGUACACGAACGAGGAGAAGAAGGUGCUGGAGCAUACGUCCCAUAUCAAUGCGAAAGUGUACGUCCCGUUUAUGGAUAUAGAUUUGCUGGAAAAGUUCCACUUCCCGAUGCCCUUCACCGACAAGGAUGGGCCGCUAGAGUUGGCCCCGAAGCAGAAGCGUGACUUUGUCAGCUGGGUGCGGGUGAGCGAGCUGUGCGAGCAGCCGCAACUGAUCGUCGGCGAUCAUGCGGACUUUUACAGCAUCCGGCAGACGGUCGUGUCGGACUGUAGCUUCGUUGCGUCGCUGGCGGUCGCGUCCCAGUUCGAGAAGAAGUUCCGCCGGCGCAUCCUCACCUCGAUCAUCUAUCCGCGCAACAGCAAGGACGAGCCGAUCUACAAUCCGAGCGGCAAGUACACGAUACGCAUGCACGUGAACGGUAUACCGCGGAAGGUCGUGAUCGACGACUAUCUGCCGCUCGGCCGGUACAACCAACUGCUGUGCUCGUACUCGAGCAACAAGAGCGAGUUCUGGGUGUCGCUGCUGGAGAAGGCGUACAUGAAGCUGAUGGGUGGGUACGAUUUCCCCGGCUCCAACAGUAACAUCGAUCUGCACGCACUGACGGGAUGGAUACCGGAGCGGGCGCUGGUAAAAUCGGACGAACCGGACUUUAACGCGGACGCCGUGUUUAACCGGCUGCAGGAAGGGCUUAGCAUGGGCCGCUGUCUGGUGACGGUGGCAACGGGCGAGCUGACGGAUGCGGAAGCCGAACGGACCGGGCUGGUUUCAACGCACGCCUACGCCGUGCUCGAUAUGCGCGAAGUGGAUGGCGUAAAGCUGCUGCAGCUAAAGAACCCCUGGUCCCAUCUGCGGUGGCGUGGUAACUACUCCGAGCUGGAUGUCGUGCACUGGACGCCGGAGCUGCAGCGCACGCUCGGGUACGAUCCGAAGCUGGCGGCGACAUACGAUAAUGGCGUGUUUUGGAUCGACUACCGUUCGAUCAUGAACUUUUUCGACGUGUUCUACCUGAACUGGGAUCCGGCACUGUUUCAGUACACGUACUGCAUUCACCAGGCGUGGAGUGCGGGCAUUGGCCCGACAAAGGACGCGUACAACGUGGGCGACAAUCCGCAGUUUAGCUUGACGGUGCCGGCUGGCCGCGGCUCUGUUUGGAUACUGCUUACGCGCCACAUCACGAGCAUCGAGGACUUUAGGGAAAACCACGAAUACAUCACCGUGCUGGUGUACAACAGCAAUGGCAGGCGUGUUUACUAUCCUACCGAUCCGCCACCGUACAUCGAUGGGGUGCGCAUCAACAGCCCGCAUUAUCUGUGCAAGAUACGGCUCGAUCCGGGCGCGGAACGGCGCUACACGCUCGUGGUGUCGCAGUACGAAAAGACGGCCACCAUCUACUACUCGCUGCGGGCGUACAGCAGGACCAGGUUUGAGCUGAAACCGCUCGGGCCGCAGUACACGACGGUGGAAAAUCUGAGCGGCGAAUGGAAGGGACGAACGGCCGGUGGCUGCCAGAACCAUCCGCUCACGUACAAAAACAAUCCACUGUACCGGCUGCACAUUGGGCCGGCCGAUACCAGCGAUCUGGUGAUUGAGCUGCGCGGCCCGAAGGUGUACCAGGUGGGGCUGGAGCUGACGGUGGCGUCGCUGGCGGAUGAGACGGUAACGGCACCGUUUGUGUCGCAAAAAACGGGUGUCUACCGGUCGGGCUUCUGUGUGCUGGAUCUGGCCGGUAUACCGGCGGGCGUGUACCAGGUAAGGCCGUCCACCUUUCUGCCCGACCAGGAGUCGCCCUUCUUUCUCAAGGUGAAAUCAACGACGAACGUGGUGAUAGAGAAGCUGGCGUAGGGCGGAGGGGGCACUUUGUUGUUUGUUUGUUUGUUUGUUUGUUGGUGUGUAAAGCAGUUGGUUUGGAAAGUGAAAGAUUCAGUACAGGAUUUGGCAGGAUGAUUUAUAUACUGUUUCACGAAUAUAUAAUAUCACGAAUUAGUCUUAGGAUUCAGAAGACAGCCAAUAUUUGAUAAGCAGUUCAAACAGACCGUCUGUCCAGGACAAUUUGCAACAUAGGAGACUGCAAAUCCAAUCCCAGUUAGCUAUAUCUGUGCCUACUUAGUGGUGCACAAGGAGACAUAUGAACAUCAAACAAUAUUGUGUUUGUGGCGAAGAUCGUGAUCGCAGAAUGCGUUUUAUUGAAUAAAUAAUGCUUUACAUUUGCCAAGA
This is a messenger RNA of Anopheles merus, 2766 nucleotides long. RefSeq names its product calpain-7-like. Lineage: Eukaryota; Metazoa; Arthropoda; Insecta; Diptera; Culicidae. Gene Ontology annotation, molecular function: calcium-dependent cysteine-type endopeptidase activity. The record is from RefSeq and is a predicted model, not a curated record. The transcript is spliced from 4 exons. The coding region runs from base 217 to 2394 and encodes 725 amino acids. Gene Ontology annotation, biological process: proteolysis.